AUGGUAUCAACGAUUCCAGUUCUCAAUGCUUAUCAAAUUGACACAAAUACACAAGAUCACAACACCCAGAAUUUUGACAGUAACAUUCGUGAGAUGAUCGUUCCAUUCAUUGCAAACUCCACUCACGUUGUAGGUAUAGAUGUCUACGAAAACGACUUUAUUCAUUAUUGGACAUUUGCUAAUUCUGAAACAGACGAGGGAGUUCCAUAUCAAUGCAUGUUCAUAUCGAUGAGACCUCUUGAGAAGUUCACUCUGACCUACUUGAUCGUUGAAAAACAAGUUAGUUCGUAUCAUGCUGCUGCUGAAGCUUGGCACACAAGUCUAAAUGACAUCUAUGAUAAGCCAGAAGCACAGCCAGGCGCAGCAUUCGUUGCUGACGAUAAUGAUCUAUCACAAUGGGCUGGCAAAGAAACAUUAAUGGCAGACAACUAUAUGGGCAGAAUCCUCUCAAAGGAAUCAUUUACUGGAACAAAGGAUAGUAGAUUCCUUUACUAUAAGAAGGUUACAAUCGGUGAAAGCCUUCCUGGAGCAGAGGCCGAAACAUUUGAUUACGAUGGUAUCAACGUAUAUGCUCUUGAUGCCCAUAGUAUCAUUACAGAUACAACAAAUGCAGCAACAUAUACGAAAUAUCUUCUCAUUGACCCAGUAACCCAAAGUCAAUCUUAUUCAAAAGUUAUGGAGCUCUUUGCAUUUGUUAAGACAGUCCGCGAGAAGUACCCAGGAAAGAGUAUCAUGAUUACAAUGCCAAACAUCCCACCCCAAAUUGUCAAUCUAAUUGAUUAUCAUCUCGAUAGAUUAGAUCUUGAAAUCCCACGUCGUGAGCCAAUUCCAAACCAGUAUUACUUCAUGAAUGCCCAGAAGACAAGACUCUUUGGUAACAGAUACGCACUUGGAUCCAAGAAAUUUGGAAUUUUGGAUGUUGAUCACAGAGUUGAAGGUGAAAUUUUCGCUCAAUGCAUAGUCCUUGGAUGCGUUCCAUCCUUCGCAGUUCCUGCAGAUGAAUAUGAUGUUUACGAUGAUCUUUUUGUUACAGCCAAAUAUGCUCAAACAUAUAAACAAUUGUUCUUCAAUAAGUCAUUCUUAGCAAACGGCUUCCAGCAUCAAAAUGACACACCAAGUUCAUAUUAUGCAUCAUGGUGCGACAGAGAUGGAUCCGGUGUUUGCUAUGGUGCUUAUUUGAUUGGUUUCAAAGAUGUUACUGAAUGCUUCUUCACGCCAGCUGGAACAACAUGCCAGAAACUUGGUGACAACACUAUCAAAUUAAGUUCAAUCAGUCCAUAUAGAACUGUCGUUGUUAAAUAUAAGACUCAAUAUAUGAAAGCAGACCCAACACCAGAGCCUGAAAAGCCAACUCAAGAGCCAGUUGUCCCAGUACCAGAAAAUCCAAACGGAGCUCAGGUUGGAGCUAAUCAAGGUUUCAGAAUCAUCAUUGAUAAGAGGUGGGUCCUCAUUGUUGUUGCAUCAGUCUUAGUCAUGUUGUUCCUUGGUGUAAUCUUAGCCCUCGUUAUUUGGUUGAUUCUUCCGAAGAAGGAAGAAUCCGAUCAAGAAGAUGCUCAAGUUCCUUACGUCGACGAUUGGCCAGCUAUUGAAGAUUCUGGUGAAUCAGUCAGUAUCGAAACCGGUGAUAUUCAAGCUGAAGAUGAAUUCUUCCUUGGAACUAAGAAUAAUCCAGAAGAGAGGCAGGAGAAGCAACACCAAUUCUUUGGAAUGGAAGUUGAGCCAAAACCUGAUGAUUUUGCAAUUGAUGGAGCAACAUUUGAAUAA
Molecule: messenger RNA, 1764 nt
Organism: Trichomonas vaginalis G3
Lineage: Eukaryota; Parabasalia; Trichomonadida; Trichomonadidae
Product: lipid binding
Exons: 1
Coding region: 1-1764 (587 amino acids)
Source: RefSeq, a predicted model, not a curated record